UUGCAUUUUCGUGACAAUGUUUGAUAUACUCGUCAGUGAAGCGGAGAAAAUCUACAUUGUACAUGGGAUACAAGAAAACCUGCGUUGUGAUGGUCGCAGCUGCCUGGAGUACCGAUUCUUGGAGCUAGAGACAGGCAUAGUGCCCAACUGCAGUGGGUCUUCGCACGUCAGGCUAGCGAACACCGACAUCUUGGUUGGAAUCAAGGCAGAGCUUGAUGCCCCUGACCCCUGUGCACCUCAGCAAGGCCGCAUUGAGUUCUUUGUGGAUUGCACUGCUAAUGCUGACCCCGUAUUUGAAGGAAGAGGUGGAGAAGAGAUCGCUACUGAAAUCAGAUCAGCCUUGGCUCGAACUUACAGCUCUCCAAAAUGCCUUGACCUGAAGUCUUUGGCGGUUGUUCCUGGUCAGCAGGCAUGGGUCCUCUAUGUGGAUGUUUUGAUCUUAGAAUGUGGUGGAAGCCUGGUUGAUGCUGUUUCCGUUGCAGUCAAGGCAGCUUUGUAUGACCUAAAGAUUCCAAAGGUUUCAGUAACCAUUGAUGAAAAUGGGGAUCCAGAAAUUGAGGUUUCCGAUGACCCGUAUGAUGUCAACAAAAUAAGCAUUGCAAAUGUGCCUUGCUUUAUUACCCUUUCAAAGGUGGGCCAACAGUUUGUGUUGGAUGCAACCCAAGAAGAAGAAGCCUGUGCAGUGGGCUCUUUAGCAAUGGCUGUUACACCAACUGGAAAGAUAGCAAGUCUUUUCAAAGGUGGUACUGGGAGCCUUCAUCCUGAAAACAUUAUGGACAUCAUUGAGGUUGGAAGAGAUGUUGGGAUUGCUCUCAACACUGCAGUCACUGAAAAGUUGAAGCUUGAAAGCAGUGUUAAAAGGGAAAAGAAGGGAUUUCUUCUAUAGGCACGCAGCUGCUGUAUACCAAAUGUAUGCAUGGAGUUAGUGUGCUGUGAGUAAAGAAAAAAAUAAAUGUGUCAUCACUGCGACUGUCAGAUUUUCAGCCUGUGCUAUAGUGGAAGGUUCUCUUUGCAGUAGUGGAGAGAUUUAGCUUGUCCGUAUGCAUACAGUCGACUUCUGUUAAUUCAUCCCUGGCUGGACCAAUGAAAUUGAUCUAAUUAUCCGGCGGGUUGAAUGAACUCUUUCAUGCACAGUUUAUUUUGCUACUAAAACUGAU
This is a messenger RNA of Dermacentor silvarum, 1157 nucleotides long. It is a transcript of the gene Rrp42, whose product is annotated as exosome complex component RRP42-like. Gene Ontology annotation, cellular component: cytoplasmic exosome (RNase complex); nuclear exosome (RNase complex). The transcript is spliced from 8 exons. NCBI's taxonomy places the organism in Eukaryota, Metazoa, Arthropoda, Arachnida, Ixodida, Ixodidae. The record is from RefSeq and is a predicted model, not a curated record. Gene Ontology annotation, biological process: nuclear mRNA surveillance; TRAMP-dependent tRNA surveillance pathway; exonucleolytic trimming to generate mature 3'-end of 5.8S rRNA from tricistronic rRNA transcript (SSU-rRNA, 5.8S rRNA, LSU-rRNA). Bases 17 to 886 code for a protein of 289 amino acids.